AUGCCCUAUGGGCAAUGGGAGAGUCCUAUAACUAGCGAGGCUUUGUCAAACGAUUCAGUUUCACUCAACGCACCACGAAGCAACCGCGAUGGAACAGCCCUUUAUUACCUUGAAGCUGAUCGUAACGGACACGGGCGUAUUAAACGCGUUGAUCCACCGGGCCAUGUCACACCAGAUAAAUUCGAUGUUGGUAGCGCUGUGUACUCCUAUGGUGGAGGGGCUUUCGUCGUCGAUGUGGACGGGUUCCUCGUGUUCACGGAUGCCAACACACAAGGCGUAUAUCGCGCGAGCCCUGAUGGCAUGACCGUUGACAAAGUCUUAUUAUCUCCUUCUACUUUGUAUGGAGACUUGGCUGCUCAUCCAAACGAUGCUCGAUUUAUCCUUGCGGUACGGCAAGUCAACUUACAAGAUGGCUCACGAUCCGUAGUAAGUAUCGUCUGCAUCGAUACGGUGGAUCAUUCAGAGACGGUUCUGCGUCAAGGCUCUGACUUUUACUCUCAUCCACGCUUCAGUCUCGAUGGGCACAUGUUAUGCUGGCUGGAGUGGGAUCAUCCCCACAUGCCAUGGACCGGAGCGAGACUAUUUGUCGCUACAUGGGGUCCGGUCCUGACUGGGUUACGCGGUAUAGGCAAACAAUUCGGUGUUGGACAGCCCCGUUGGGGCCCCGGCAAAACACUGUACUACUGCCACGACGAUACUGGGUACCAACAACUUUACCACGUCAAUCUUGAAAAUGAUAACGGGCAGCCCGACCCGCAAUGGCUCAGAAUCAAGGGCAUGGAGGAAUAUGAGUUGGCCGGCGCCGAGUUCUUAUUAUCAAGUAACACCUACUUCCAACUCGACGAGCAUCACCUGAUCGUGACAUAUACGGCCUCAGCUCGAAGCCAGCUGGCUUUGGUUCAUUGUGCUAAUGGUAUAUACGCCGAUUUGGACGUCGCAUUGAAUGACAUCGCGUAUGACGCCUUACAGCGCAUUAACAGCCACGAGUUCCUGGCAAUUGGGGCAAUGAGCGAACGUGCUUCUAGUCUCUAUCGAAUUCGCCUUCCUGAUGUAUUGGACAUGUCGAAGGGGAUGAUUUCAUGCCAUAUCACAGCAAUUGCGCAGUCUUAUGACAUAUCUAAGUUUCCCAGCGGUAUGCUGUCAACGCCGGUUCCGAUAAACUUCCGAAGAUCACAUAAACCACAAGUCGACAAUGGAGAACCUACGGCAGACGUUAGAACAGGGCAUGCAUUUUUGAUGAACCCCACGAAUGCGAACUAUACUGCUGCGGAGGGAGAGCUUCCACCCUGCAUUAUCAUGGCUCACGGCGGCCCUACCAAACACCACCGCCCAAGCAUUAACUUAGAAAGCCAGUAUUUUACUUCACGCGGCUACGUGGUUGUACUUCUCAACCACGUCGGUUCGACUGGUUACGGAAAACUUUAUCGCGAUGCUAUGGACGGCAUGUGGGGCGCCGCCGAUGUCCAAGAUGCGGUUGACGUCGUACAAGCACUGGUACGGAACGGAGUGAUUGACCCCCAACGUGUAGGCAUCACCGGACCUAGUGCUGGGGGGUACUUGACGCUGCAGGCUGUCUGUGCACAUCCUAACGUAUGGGCUGGAGCGAUAAGCGUUUUCGGGAUCUCAGAUAUGAGGGGAUUCGCAAGAACGACACAUCAUUUUGAAUCACAUUAUGACUUCCUACUCGUGAGGGGCAGGAACUCCCUGGCCCAGGCUGAAGUGAACGAUGUGAAGCAAGAGGAUUUCCAUACACUUGAAGAGUUAUACGAGGACCGCAGUCCAGUUACAAGAGCACGAGAUAGCAGAGUACCAGUUCUUCUAUUACAAGGUUCUGAAGAUUGUGUAGUCACAUUGGAUCAAGCCUUAGCUUUUGUCAAGGCGGCUAACCAGUCUUCGGAUGAACACGGAAUCAUCCGAAAGGACGUACAGAGCCGUGUAGAGCUGGUCGUGUAUGAACACGAAGGCCAUGGUUUUCAUUUGGCAAGUACUAAGAAAGACAGCCUGGAAAGAGCGGAAAACUGGUGGAAAAGAGUACUUGUAGAAAGAUCUGGAGUGUGA
Molecule: messenger RNA, 2058 nt
Organism: Truncatella angustata
Lineage: Eukaryota; Fungi; Ascomycota; Sordariomycetes; Amphisphaeriales; Sporocadaceae
Product: Alpha/Beta hydrolase protein
Exons: 2
Coding region: 1-2058 (685 amino acids)
Biological process (GO): proteolysis
Molecular function (GO): serine-type peptidase activity
Source: RefSeq, a predicted model, not a curated record